AAACAAAGAUGCUUGGUGGGAGCUGAGGCCAAGCAGAGGCCUUACUAUGCGGACUACUGCCCCCUGCGCCUCUACAUCCACACACUGUGCACCAGCAACUACCUGGACCUCUUCAUCACCUUCAUCAUCUGCGUCAACGUCUUCACCAUGAGCAUCGAGCACUACAACCAGCCGCAGUAUUUAGAGGAGGUGCUGAAGUACUGCAACUACGUGUUUACCUGCAUCUUCGUCUUCGAGGCCGCGCUCAAAGUCGUGGCGUUCGGCAUUCACCGCUUCUUCAGAGACAGGUGGAAUCAGCUGGACGUCGCCAUCGUGGCGCUCUCCAUCAUGGGCAUCACGCUGGAGGAGCUGAAGAUGAGCUCGGCGCUGCCCAUCAAUCCCACCAUCAUCAGAAUCAUGAGGGUCCUCCGAAUAGCGCGAGUGCUGAAGCUGCUGAAGAUGGCCACGGGGAUGCGCUCGCUGCUGGACACCGUCAUGCAGGCGCUGCCGCAGGUGGGAAAUCUGGGCCUCCUCUUCAUGCUGCUGUUCUUCAUCUACGCUGCGCUGGGAGUGGAGCUCUUUGGCAAACUGGAGUGCACUGAACACAACCCGUGCGAGGGGCUGAGUCGACACGCCACCUUCGACAACUUCGGGAUGGCCUUCCUGACGCUGUUCCGGGUGUCCACAGGGGACAACUGGAAUGGGAUUAUGAAAGACACGCUGAGGGAGUGUCACCCCGAGGAGCGCCACUGCCUCGCCUACCUGCCUCUGGUCUCCCCCAUGUACUUUGUCACUUUCGUGCUCAUGGCCCAGUUUGUGCUGGUCAAUGUGGUCGUGGCGGUUCUGAUGAAGCAUCUGGAGGAAAGCAACAAGGAGGCCAAAGAGGACGCAGAGAUGGACGCAGAGAUCGCCUUGGAAAUGGCGAUGGAGAGGGAACGCAAGCCAAGCACAGUUUCCAACAACAGCUCAGUGGGAGGAGCCUACGUCGGGCCGCGCCCACAUUCACCUGGACAGGAGGGGAAGGUGCAGUGCGGCGACCUGCUGUCGUCGAGGAAGAUGUCCGUAUCCAGGAUGCACUCUCUGCCUAACGACAGCUACAUGUUCCGGCCCGUGCGGCCCGCCGGCGGCCCCUCCCCUCUGGAGGAGGCGGAGCUCGGCCCCCAGCACUCAGGCUCGGUGACGUCGGUCCACUCCCCGCCGGGGGAGAGCCGCGCGCUGCUGCAGGUUCCAGACGUCUCCCCU
This is a messenger RNA of Gasterosteus aculeatus aculeatus (three-spined stickleback), 1221 nucleotides long. Lineage: Eukaryota; Metazoa; Chordata; Actinopteri; Perciformes; Gasterosteidae. The record is from RefSeq and is a predicted model, not a curated record.